AUGAACCAACAGAGACCUCUGGUGCCGGAUGGCGGUGCGUCCACUGCCUCAGCCAGUAGUCAGGGUGAAAUGGUCAUUGACCACACCUUUCCCGACCCGUCGUCGUCACAGCAGAGGAAGAAGAAGCCUGGACCCAAGCGUGAUGCAAAGCCUGCCCCGUCCGAGAAGCUCGAGCGGAAUCGACAAGCUCAAAGAACACACCGAGAGCGCAAAGAGCAGUACACAAAAGAGUUAGAACUCGAAGUCUUGCGCCUGAAGGAGCUCUUCGUGACUGCAUCUCGCGAGCGUGACGGCGCAUCCAGUGCUCGAGAUGAACUGCUCAGCGAGAGAGACCGACUAUUUGCAGACAAUCAAAAGCUCCUCGAGGAAAAUCAACGGAUGCGUGAGAUUAUCCAGUCGUCCUCGUCCUCCACCGAUUCUGGCUACGAGGGCACCUCUGUAAGCUGCGACGUCACCAGAAACAACAGUCUGUCCGUGGCUGACGGGUAUCCUGGUAUGGUCGUCGACCCAAGCGGCCCAAUACAGGAAUACGGUACGCAGGAACCCGUGACGACCCACUGGCAACAGAGUGCGUGGGAACUCUGCGAGUCCCGGGGCUUUGCGUCUGACGGAGCGCUCCAGGAAACCUCACCACCGAUAAAGACGGAGUCGACUGAGUUGGACGUGAGAAGAUUCAGCUCGGCUCAGCUCGUCGCAGAACUUCCUCCUAUACAAAUGGACUACGACGAUUUAGCUAUGGACUUUGUAUUAUCAUUAGAAAGACCCUGCAUGGGCCACAUCCAGUACCUGCACGUACGAGCCCACAACUACCAGGCCUCCCAGCAAGGCGAGAUGAGCGGCCAACCCCUCGAAGUCCCAGACGAUGGCAAGAACCAACACAUCAGUGGCCAUGCAUUGAUGCAUACCUCGCCACCUUACAGUCUCCUAAUGAAUGAUCCCGGUAAACGAUAUCCAACACAGUUCCCCGACGGCCUAAGACGAGACGAUCUGCUUCGGCUGUUGGACCUCAGCUCACAACUGGAAGUCAACGAUCCUGAACUACCGCCAGUGAAAGCGUGGAUGAAGAUUAUGCAAGACCAACGCUUUCGGCAUUUGGGUGUGAAUGACUUUUCGCUUCUCAAAGAGACCCUGCUGUCCAAGGUUCAUUGCUACAGAUUUGGCGCAAUCGUCGAACAAAACGACCUCGAAUUCGCACUAGAACAUGUCCUGACAUGCAAAGGCGCUGUCCUCACAGAACCCACGACGACGGCGAUCCCAGCUUCAAUGGCGCCGCGCGAUGCAAAAUCAUUACCGCCCGGGACGGCAUUAUGA
Molecule: messenger RNA, 1311 nt
Organism: Zasmidium cellare ATCC 36951
Lineage: Eukaryota; Fungi; Ascomycota; Dothideomycetes; Mycosphaerellales; Mycosphaerellaceae
Exons: 5
Coding region: 1-1311 (436 amino acids)
Cellular component (GO): RNA polymerase II transcription regulator complex
Molecular function (GO): DNA-binding transcription activator activity, RNA polymerase II-specific; transcription cis-regulatory region binding
Source: RefSeq, a predicted model, not a curated record